This is a messenger RNA of Aphanomyces astaci, 1068 nucleotides long. RefSeq lists its product as hypothetical. Lineage: Eukaryota; Oomycota; Saprolegniomycetes; Saprolegniales; Verrucalvaceae. The coding region runs from base 1 to 1068 and encodes 355 amino acids. The transcript has 3 exons. The record is from RefSeq and is a predicted model, not a curated record.
AUGACCACUACGACGACAGCCGACGACGCCGUCACGCCCGUGCCGCCCACGGCCAUGACCGUUUGGCGCGAAACGGACUGGGUGCCGUCACGGUCGAUGGCGGAAAAGGACACGGACGAGUACGAAGCGUCAUUCCUGCAAGGAAAUCGCAAGAAUAUCCUGAUCGUCUUCGCCGCCGCCCUUGUGGUCGUGGGUACCGCCAUCGGGGUCAUCGUAGCCACGUCCACUGAGACCGCCGAUGCAUCCCAAGCCAGUGGCGUGUCGUCGUCCUCCACGACGAUUGCCCCCGUGUCGACCCCUUCGACGAUCGCCGGAGGCAGCGGCGAACUCUUGGUCGGGUCGACUGGCGGGGCGGUUGUGUCUGAAGUGGACGUGACGGCUAGUGAUCUUACCAGCACUGGCAACUUUACCUUGGCCAACAAUAUCACGGCCACAACGAACUCUAGCGACGUUGAAUCGUUGAUCAUCGUAUCGCCGACACCGACGACAACGCUUCAACCUACGCCGGAACCUACGCCGGAACCUACGCCGGAACCUACCCCAGCCCCCACGCCUGCACCCACCCCACCUCCUACGCCUGCACCCACCCCAGCGCCAACCCCCGCCCUCGUCAAAGGAAGUAUCCGCAACGUCAACAACUGUGGCUAUCCCAUUGAACUCAUGAUUUCCCUCGACAACAAAGACCAAUUCGUGAUGGUGCAGCCGGGCCAAUGGUACGAUUUGCUUGGCAAUUACCGCAUCGCGACCAUUCGUGUGGGUCGAUCCCCCGAAGCGACCUUGUUUGAAGUUUGCCGCAAUGACGGCAAGUUCUGGUACGACAUCAGCGUCAUCCCCCCCAACUGUGGCCACGGCACUAGCUGGGAAGAGUGCUCGAAGGGCGGCACGGUGAAGGGGUUCAACGUCAAGUUGAAGGUCGACGUGCAAUACCUGGCCAACAACCAUCAAUACAACUGCGCCUCCAUCGAAUGCACGUGGGAGCAAUGCCCCGCCGCAUACUUGUGGCCCUCCAACGACAGCAAGACGCGCAACUGCAACCUCGACGAAUCGUUUGUCGCGACGUGGUGCUAA